CUGUGCGAUAACGCAGGCUCUACUCGAGCUCUUCGGAAGACAGUCGUCAAGUGUGUUUCUGGAGACAGCCUCUGCAGCAAACGGAGGACGCAUCACUCAGGGGACGGUACAGAGAGUGCUUAAGAUGGGUUACCGAGAGCUAAGUCCGGAGCUGCUGUCAAGAGCCCAGAAGGAGUUGAAUGAAGACCCGAAGAGAAGGGACCAGGACAUCCAGCACAUCAAGGACUGGCUAAAGAAACAACCGCACAUCAAGGCGCGUAUGGACGACCAGUGGCUGCUGACGUUCCUGCGCGGCUGCAAGUUCUCACUGGAGCGCACCAAGGAGAAGCUCGACAUGUACUACACGGUGCGCCGGCACCUGCCAGAGCUGUUCGCCAACCGGGACCCCUUCUCUGCCGACACACAGAAGAUCCUCGCAGCCGGGAUGUUAACGCGACUGCCACAGACAGAUACCCAGGGCAGGCGUGUGAUCCUGCUGAACGUGGGGAAACUCCCGGCCGGAACAGUUUCCCCCGAAGCUAUCUUCCGGGCCAACUUCCUGGGGCUCGACAUACAACUUCUGGAGGACGACGAAGCCAUCAUCUGUGGUCAAGUGAUCGUCCAAGACAUGAAAGACGUGACGCUCGGCCACAUUACUGCCGUUACACCCUACUUCAUGAAGAGUGUCACUACCUGCUUCCAAGACGCCUACCCUCUGCGACCCAAGGGAACGCACUUAAUAAACGUUCCCCCUGGCGUUGAGAAGUUUAUUAGCCUGUUCCAGAGCUUCAUGAAGGAGAAGCUGAGACGAAGGAUGAUUAUUCACUCGAGCAUGGAGACGCUGUACGAACAUAUUCCGAAGAAAAUCCUUCCUCAGGAGUACGGCGGGGAAGCGGGUCCGAUCGAGGAAAUGCACAAGGCCUGGAAGGCUAAGGUGGAGAGCUACAGCAGCUUCUUCAAAGAAGACGCGCAGUUCGGCGUGGACGAAUCGAAGAGGCCCGGCAAGCCCAAGACAAUGACCGACCUCUUUGGAUUGGAAGGAUCCUUCAGGCAGCUAUCGCUCGACUGAAAUGCCAGCGGACGUGGUCCCCCACACACCCCAUCGUGUUCGUGCAUCAUCUACUAUUCAUUAACACAAACAUAUUUUAACGAAGAACUCAGGAGUUGAGGGCACAGCUAUGUACACGAAAACGACCUUACUUGAGCAAUCAGAUUCGAAAUCUUACUGAUGUCAAUAAAUUUUUCUUUCAUUGUCAAAUCGCAUGGAGGUGGAGGAGGAACAGAAAAAAACCGGGACACAGACAUCAUUUUCUCUCUGAAUCGUCUCCUAUUGACAGAAUUUAAAAUUUUCAAUUAAACGUCCCACCAAACACGUUUAGUUACAAUUUAUUAUGGGUGAGCUUAGUAGAAAUUACUUUUACUAUUGUCUAAGCUUUCUGUUUUCGAAAAUAUCUCGAUUGUAAAAACUUCAAAAUAUACUGUUAAUGUAAUGAUAAUUUUGUAGCUUUUAAGUUCCACAACUAAAUCUCGUGAGCAGUAAUUUCCUCAACUUCUGUGUACAGUAAAUUAAGAAAGGUCUGUUAGUGCUGGUCGUCAUUAAAACUGCGUGAAAGGUAGCCUGUUUAAGCCCUUUUGGACAUUGAAAUCUGAAAGUUAUAGUCAGUUAAAUUUGAUUUAUGGUAAUGGCAAAAACGACCGUUCCCACUUUACGUAAGCGUCAAUAAAUAUGUGUUGAUACUACUGCUAAGGAUUGUUUCUUAAAUCUUCUGGAUUUUUGAAAUUUACAAAACAAUAUCUUAAGUACUCAGAUCACACGGCCUUCAUAGUUUUUCAGAAAAGUAACAAUGUAGCUUCAGAUGCUCUUUUGCAACCGCUAUUAUGACUAACUUGUCUGCUAGAAUGAAAUUUUGUUGUUGUGUGCUACAUCCUCUUGGUUUUCCAGAGAAGUUGUGCGAUAUUUUACAGGAAAAUAUAAAUGAGAGUUAAGUGCAAAACCUAAGCACUCGGUCAAUAAUGGGAAUAAGGUUCUUUCUCAGUGUUGUGCUCUCACUUGAUUGUCUAUGUCAAUGUAAUUAUCGUGUGUCAUUUCUGUUGCAUCUACUGUUAAUGAAUAAAAAAGCAAAUAAAUUGUGUCAGCAUUGCA
Molecule: messenger RNA, 2122 nt
Organism: Schistocerca gregaria
Lineage: Eukaryota; Metazoa; Arthropoda; Insecta; Orthoptera; Acrididae
Product: alpha-tocopherol transfer protein-like
Exons: 7
Coding region: 125-1048 (307 amino acids)
Cellular component (GO): membrane
Molecular function (GO): phosphatidylinositol bisphosphate binding
Source: RefSeq, a predicted model, not a curated record